Messenger RNA from Mus pahari (shrew mouse), 1118 nucleotides. RefSeq names its product fucosyltransferase 2 (gene Fut2). The record is from RefSeq and is a predicted model, not a curated record. Gene Ontology annotation, molecular function: galactoside 2-alpha-L-fucosyltransferase activity. Gene Ontology annotation, biological process: carbohydrate metabolic process. Bases 1 to 1044 code for a protein of 347 amino acids. The transcript has a single exon. Lineage: Eukaryota; Metazoa; Chordata; Mammalia; Rodentia; Muridae. Gene Ontology annotation, cellular component: membrane.
AUGGUCAGCGCUCAGGUACCGUUCUCCUUUCCUCUGGCCCACUUCCUCAUCUUUGUCUUUGUGACUUCCACCAUCAUCCACCUCCAGCAACGAAUAACGAAGCUCCGAACCCUGUCUGAGAAGGAAUUACAGACGAUUCAAAAGUCCUGGCCAAGUGCGGCAAGCACAGAGAUGCAGCAGAGUAGCGAGCUGCUGGGCAUGUUCACGAUCAAUUCCAUUGGCCGCCUGGGGAACCAGAUGGGCGAAUAUGCUACAUUGUUUGCACUGGCCAGGAUGAACGGACGGCUUGCCUUCAUCCCCGAAUCCAUGCACAAGGCUCUAGCACCCAUCUUCAGGAUCAGCCUCCCAGUGUUGCACAGUGACACAGCCAAAAGGAUCCCGUGGCAGAAUUACCACCUCAACGACUGGAUGGAGGAGCGUUACCGCCACAUCCCGGGGCACUAUGUGCGCUUCACGGGGUACCCUUGCUCCUGGACCUUCUAUCACCACCUGCGCCCAGAGAUCCUGAAGGAGUUCACCCUGCACGACCACGUGCGUGAGGAGGCCCAGGCCUUCCUGCGUGGCCUGCGGGUGAAUGGGAGCCAGCCCAGUACCUUUGUGGGUGUCCAUGUGCGCCGAGGGGACUAUGUGCGUGUCAUGCCCAAUGUGUGGAAGGGCGUGGUGGCUGACCGGGGUUACCUGGAAAAGGCCCUGGACAGGUUCCGGGCACGCUAUUCAUCUCCAGUCUUCGUGGUUACUAGCAACGGUAUGGCCUGGUGCCGGGAGAACAUAAACGCCUCUCUAGGAGACGUGGUGUUUGCGGGCAAUGGUAUUGAGGGCUCGCCAGCCAAGGACUUCGCGCUCCUCACCCAGUGCAACCACACCAUCAUGACUAUUGGAACCUUUGGGAUUUGGGCUGCCUACCUGGCAGGUGGUGAUACAAUCUACCUAGCCAACUACACCCUUCCGGAUUCUCCGUUCCUCAAAAUCUUUAAGCCAGAGGCAGCCUUCCUCCCCGAGUGGGUGGGCAUCCCCGCAGAUCUGUCCCCACUCCUUAAGCACUAACACCAGCCUACCCUUGGUCCCACUUCCACCUCAAGGCAGAAGGAGUCACCUGUUACAUCCCAGGAAGAGCCUUC